This is a messenger RNA of Aspergillus ibericus CBS 121593, 1190 nucleotides long. RefSeq lists its product as uncharacterized. The record is from RefSeq and is a predicted model, not a curated record. Lineage: Eukaryota; Fungi; Ascomycota; Eurotiomycetes; Eurotiales; Aspergillaceae. The transcript has a single exon. Bases 92 to 916 code for a protein of 274 amino acids.
UGACUAAGACGCGCUCUUAUCGCGCUAUCGAACCGGCCGCCCGCGCAUUUCGACGCCAUCACCAUCGCCCACUUCCAUCCAUAUCUUUACCAUGAACGACCUGGCCCGAUCACGCUGGGCUCCUAGUCCCGGCGAGAUCUCACUGGCACCCUCCCCUGCCACUACCAGCUAUGUCCCCCCGAAUCGCACGCCAUACCGCCCCGCCAACCACACCACCCGCCCCAGCCGCACCCCCUCACCCACCAAGCGCCCACACUCCUCCGCGUCCGACGAUCUCUCCCGCUUCAUGAAGAUUGUCGCCCGUCUCAAAUGGAAGCUCCCCUUCCUCGCCGAAGGCUACCGCCUCGCCACGCUCGACCCCUCCACGAGCGACACCGACGUCAGCCACGCUGAGAUCAUGUUCAAGAUCGAUUUUCACGAAUACUACGCGCUGCUCGAGCGCGCCAUCGUGCAUCUGCUGGGGAUUUUCGGAACGACCGUUACGUCGGCAUUUGGACAAGCCCAUCUCCCACAACCCGGAGUGACGCCGCUCUCGAGUCAUCGAUAUCAUGCCAAUGUGCUGGAAGCGCUGCAGGACCCAUCAUGUCCCCUCUACCCCGUUCUCGGACAAGGCGAUGUGCACGAACAGCUACACCGGGCGAAGGAGCUGCGCAAUCGAUGGAAAACAGCAGAUAUGACGAAGAAGGAACGCGAACGGGAUCGGUGGGCGACAGCCCGGCGGAAGGAGAAGGUGAUGCCGUUGGCGAGUUAUAAUUUCGAGGUGAUCCUGGCGACGAUAUUCCAAGGGUUGGAAGAUGCAUAUCUGCUUGCGAAGCAGCACGUCGUGGAGAGUCAAGGGGCGGGAGCGGACGAGCGAGGGUAUCACGAUGCCGACUGGGACUUCAUUGUCGAUGCGAUGGAUUGGGAGGCUGUGUAGGGGUUUCGUAUUGGUUUUAGCGGUUAUAUUGCAUGGUUGGCGUCUGGGUGGGUGGUUGCUUGGUUUUUGAUAAAAGGUUAUAUUCUCUCUUUUUGGGUGGAGCAUAUCGGCGGUCUGGUUAGAUCGGGUCUGGAUUGGUUGCUGCGUGAUGCGAAGAUUGUAGUCGCUUCAAGUUGUGUGGAGACUCGUAUACAAUUUUUCGUUCGCUUCAUAUAUACGAGGCCGCAGGUCUGGUUGCAUCAUUUUCACUGAAAGCCAACAUAUUUACAAGUUA